Molecule: messenger RNA, 794 nt
Organism: Kockovaella imperatae
Lineage: Eukaryota; Fungi; Basidiomycota; Tremellomycetes; Tremellales; Cuniculitremaceae
Product: Prefoldin subunit-domain-containing protein
Exons: 5
Coding region: 32-463 (143 amino acids)
Source: RefSeq, a predicted model, not a curated record
AGUCCAUUAGACCGGAAUCACGACUGCAGCAAUGAACGACGGCACAUCCACUAUCAAGCUGCAGACCUACGCUUCUCACCUGAACACCGUCCUCCUGCCCUCCUUGGAUCAAUUGAGGCGAAAUCUGGCAAAGUUGGAGCAAGACAUCGCAGAAUAUGAUGAUGUAUCUCAAAAAGCCAAGCUUCUCGUCGCCGAUGCUCGGCGGCCCCAAGAGGCGAUGAUGGACCUCGGUGCUGGAGUCUAUGUCGAUGUCAUCGUGCCGGACACGUCCCAGAUGACACUAGACCUAGGACUGGACAUUCACCUACAGAUGCCCGUGGAUGAGGCAGGGGAGUACGCUGCGAAACGUGUAACAAUGCUUCAAAAACGCAGAUCCGCUCUGAAGAUCAAGGAAGAAAACCUGAUCUGGCAGAUCGAGCAGUUCCGCGGCGCAAUGAAUCAGGCCAGCGGCCUUGCGACCUAAGCUGUUGAGGAUAUUUGCAAUGCUCGGAAUGACAGCGCGCCAUUAACCUUUUCUCCUGGCCGUCGUUGUCUCUUAUCCGAGUCUGACUAGCGAUCAUUUCGCGAAGCAGCUAAGCGCUUGGCCUUUUGGGUCCCGUCCAGACCAUAGAGGUGCUUCACGUCCCAUUUCAGGGCGGGUGGGGAGUGGUAUACGGAGCGCUCCAGCAGCCGACGCGCUUUUGCCCCCCAUUGUCAGAUCCAGGAUGCAUGGAGCGUCUUGAUCCCAGCAAGCUAUGUAUACAUAGAUCCUAGAAGCGGAUGGCCGCAUGUAUGCAUAUGGGAUGUAUACGAAG